This is a messenger RNA of Apodemus sylvaticus (European woodmouse), 2090 nucleotides long. RefSeq names its product zinc finger protein 431-like. Lineage: Eukaryota; Metazoa; Chordata; Mammalia; Rodentia; Muridae. Gene Ontology annotation, biological process: regulation of DNA-templated transcription. The record is from RefSeq and is a predicted model, not a curated record. The transcript is spliced from 5 exons. Bases 1 to 1275 code for a protein of 424 amino acids.
AUGUUAACAAUUGGAGGAAACAAAGUCCACCCUGUUGGAGGAAGAGGAGAUCAAGUCCUCGCCUAUUUUGGAAGACAAUCUCAGGAUGCUGUAACCUAUGAUGAUGUGAAUAUGAACUUCACUCCAGAAGAAUGGGCUUUGCUGGAUCCUUCACAGAAGAGUCUCUACAAAGAUGUGAUGCUGGAGACCUACAGGAAACUCACUGCUAUAGGCUACAAUUGGGAAGACCAUAAUAUUGAAGAACAUUGUCAAAGUUCUAGAAGACAUGCAAGGCACAGAAGAAGUCAUAGUGGAGAGAAACCCUCUGAAUAUACUAAGUGUGGAAAAGCCUUGGCCUGUCACAGUUAUCCUCAAAGACAUGAAAGAAUUCAUACUGGAGAGAAGCCUUAUGAAAUUAUUCAAUAUGAUGAAUCCUUUGCACAUCACGGUAGUCUCCAAAUAGAUAAAAGAUUACACACUAGAGGGAAACCCUACAAACAUAAUCAAUAUGAUGAAGCCUUUUCAGUUCAGAGUUAUCUCAGAAGACAUAAAAGAACACAAAAUGGAGAGAAGUCCUAUGAAUGUAAUCAAUGUGGUAAAGCCUUUGCAUAUAAAAGUAAUCUUCAAAUACAUAAAAGAACACAUACUGGAGAGAAACCUUACAAGUAUAAUCAGUGUAACAAAGCAUAUUCCCAAAAUAGUCACCUCCAAAUACAUAAAAGAACACAUACUGGAGAGAAACCCUAUGAAUGUGACCAAUGUGGUAAAGCCUUUGCAUGUCAUAGUAGUCUUUACCACCAUAAAGGAACACAUACUGGAGAGAAACCCUACAAGUGUAACCAAUGUGAUAAAGUCUAUUCAAAACAAAUUUGUCUCCAAAUACAUAAAAGAAUACAUACUGGAGAGAAACAUGAAUGUAACCAAUAUGGUAAAGCCUUUGCAUGUCAUGGUUAUCUUCAAAUACAUAAAAGAAUACAUACGGGAGAGAAGCCUUAUGAAUGUAACCAAUGUGGUAAAACCUUUGCAUGUCAUGGUUAUCUUCAAAUACAUAAAAGAACACACACGGGAGAGAAGCCUUAUGAAUGUAACAAAUGUGGUAAAGCCUUUGCCCGUCAUAGUAGUCUUCACAGUCAUAAGAGAACACAUACUAGAGAAAAACCCUACAAGUGUAAUCAAUGUGGUAAAGCCUUUCCAUGUCAAAGUAGUCUUCACAGGCAUAAAAGAACCUAUACUGGAGAGAAGCCAUUUGAAUGUAAUCAAUGUGGUAAAGCCUUUGCAUGUCCAAGUAAUCUUUGAAAACAUAAUAGAAUACAUACUGGAGAGAAACCCUACAAAUGUAAUCAAUGUGAUAAAGGCUAUUCCCGACAAAGUCAUCUCAAAAACCAUAAAAGAACACAUACUGGAGAGAAAUCUUAUGAAUAUCACAGUAAAUCCUUUGCAUGUAAUAGUCUUUGAAUACAUAAAAGAAUCCAUACUAGAGAGAAACCCUUCAUGAGUAAUCAGUGUGGUAAAGCCUAUUCAAAACAAAUUCUCUACAAAUACAUAAAAGAACACUUACUGAAGGGAAGCCUUAUGAAUGUAAGCAAUGUGGUAAAUACUUUGUGUCUCAUGGUCAACUUCAAAGGCAUGAAAUAUUUCAUACUGGAGAGAAACCUUAAAAAUGUAAUCAAUGUGGUACAGUCUUUGCCUGUCAUAGUAGGCUUCAAAGUCAUAAAAGAUCACACACUGGAGAGAAACCCUAUGAAUGUAGUCAGUGUAGUAAAUUCUAUUGACAACCAUGUAAUCUCAAAACCCAUAAAAAACACAUACUGGAGACAAACCCUAUGACUGUAACCAGUGUGGUAAAGCCUUUGCAUGUCAAAGUUAUCUUCAAAUACAUAAAAGAGCACAAACCUUAUCAAUGGAAACAAUGUGGUAAAUCCUUUGCCUCUCAUUAUCUUCUUCAAAGGCAUGAAAUAAUUCAUACUGGAGAGAAAUUUACAUAUGUAACCAAUGUGGUAAAUCCUUUGCAUGUCAAAGUAGUCUCAAAAUUCAAAAAAGAACAUAUAACUGAUAUCUUGAUCAUAGUCUGCUUCUCUGAUGCCUUCAAAACACCUAGUUAGGAACCCUAA